UGUCGUGCGUGCUUUCCUCCUCCCGCGCCCCUGUCACCGCUCCCUCGCACGCCUCCUCCACGCGGCGGACCCUCCUCAGGCGUUGUUUGGGCGACCCGCUCGCCGUCGUUUGUCUUCGUGCUUUCCUGUGACUUUCGCUUGCAAUGCGCCUCUGUGAGACCCCUUGGAGUACGUCUGACUUCCCCUUUUGAGUUACCUCGCUGUUACCGAAUACAAGCCUGGCGGGCAAAACCAUGGAUCAGACGAGAAACAGGCCGAGCAGGCCGCGACUGCGGUCCUACGGCAAUUCCACUAAGGUGCUCGUGUUUGAUCAGAGCGAGGCUGGAGAAACUGUUAACGUGGAAACGGAAAUGCAGAAACGUCCAGUACUGCCAAAAUUGGAAAGCAAGGAGGCUUCAGUUCGGCCCGAGACUGUGUUGGGCAUAUUUUUAUUUCGAGACACUUCUGGCAGAGGACGAGGAAUGUCGGCAGUGCUUUCGACAAUUUCGCAGCUUGUGCACGACCCUUUUAUUGCCGAUGGAGGGUAUUGUCAGCGACAGUGCCAAAAGUAUACAAAGUAUUGUCGACCGCGACACGAACGUUGCGCGGAAGUACGGAUACGCGGGAGGUCAUCGAUGGAAUGCGAUCAGCGCCGCGGAGAUAUUCGAGCCUGUGCUCGCUUACUGGGAAAAGCGCAUGGACAGUUGGACACCGACAAGAGCACGCUCGAGCGUUUGCUCGACACUGGCGUCUUGCUGGAACUAAUGAAUUUGUACACAUGAACAGAGAUGAAUUUUACUCCACGCACGUGUCGGUCAAAUGCAAGUCGUGCCUGGGCAAACUCUGUACAGUUAAGAGGGACUUGUACAACGCCGUGGUGAUGAAAUGCAGAUUCGUCAGUCUAGUAUUUGCAUCUCUCGACUCGACGGAGUCGAACCGAGCCCUACAGAUUCUGAGAGCUUCAGGUAUCUUGAGAAUAUUAUCUCUGGACAACUGGACGACUGCGAGGUGAAGCUGCAAGGUCUCGAGCACAGUAGCAGAAGUGUGAUCAUUACUUAUUAAUGUAAUAUUACUUCUAGAUUUUUAAUAUCAUUAAUAAUAAUAGUAUAUU
Molecule: messenger RNA, 1090 nt
Organism: Vollenhovia emeryi
Lineage: Eukaryota; Metazoa; Arthropoda; Insecta; Hymenoptera; Formicidae
Exons: 4
Source: RefSeq, a predicted model, not a curated record